CUGCUGAGGGACCUUCUGCUCCUGGGCGUGGAGCAGAUCCUGAGCAGGAGAAAAGCCCUGGGAGGGAAGGGUUCCAGGGCACUGAGGGCAGCUGGGGGAACCCCAGUGGGUCCCAGCGGAGUGGAAAGUCCCCGUCAGGGAGCUGUGGUACCCCAAGGGCUUCCCGUGACCUCCGGUGCCUUCCCAGCUCAGCAGGAAAAGACGUGUUUUUGUUGGUAACUUUUUUUCAUACUAUUUAAAAACUUUUUUUUUUUUUUACACAAACUUUUUGCCUCAAGCACAACAAGGGAAAAUGUAAAACCAGUGAUCAGCAAGUUCCCACUUCCCACCAAGGGGUAAAUGUUUACCAGUUUGGUGUUAAUUAACAGAAAUAUUUAAUUCGUCUGAUCACCUUUGUGACUGUGACCCACAGAGAUGAAUGAGGUUUAACUAAGCAAUCUUGGAUGGAAAUUCCCCAGGGAUCUGGCACCCGUGCAAGGACAGUUGCACAAAUGAUCUUAGGAUACUUCCCAAGCUGAGCUUUGGUGUGCUGGGCCUUUUCUCGCUCACUUUAAUCAGUGCUUUUUUGGAAAAUGAUUAUAAAUUAAUUAUUGUAAAUUGCCCUUUUGGGCACUCACAACUUCAGAGGGGAUGGGUUCAACCUUGCCCCGAGCCCUGACAUUGGGAAUUGUUGGGCAUCUGUUGAAAAUGGGACAAAACCUUGAGGCUUUGGGUUUCUCUCAGGACAUGGGGCUCUUAAAACCAGCUGUUGUCCCUGCUCUGUGGAGAGAGCUGUGCCACCACUGGGGCGAUGUCACGUGAAGGUGCUCAGCACCCUCAUAAAAAACACAGCAUUUUCCAAACCCUUGACCUCAGCACUUGUUUUCCUUGGUGUUCUCGAGAUGCUUAACAAGGGCUCCUGAAGGUCAGAUUAUGUUCUCCAGAACUGUCCCCUGCCCUGUCAUCGUGCUCAGCGUGGGUGGCAAGGACAGGGGACAGCUGGGGGAAGACGCAGCAGGAAAGGUUGCAGGGUUUCUGCUCGGCUGUGGUGGACAAAGAGAGGCCUUUCCCACGGAAAAUGCUUCCAUAAGCACUGCCCUGGGAGAGGAGGUUUAGGUUCACGUGUGGUCCAUGGCACAGCAGGAAAAAACCACCCAAAGAGCACGUUUUGUGGUCUGAAAGUUAUGGUGAUAUCUUGGGUGUAUUUUAUUUUAAACUCCCUGCCUGUUGUGUGCUGAGACACGGGGGAAGGGAUGGUGGGCUUGGUGUGGGGUGAGGAGCCCGUUCCCCUCUGAGGACCAAGCUGUGCCGAAACCGAGCUGUUUUUUGAGCUGAGUGUUGCAAAGGUGCCUGUGAGUCACUCUGGGCUCUUGCUCACCCCUUUCUCCUGCCACAAGCACGACUGAGGUGCUGGGCUGCGAUUUCCCCGCUCCUUCGCGCGGCUCCAGAACGUUCCUCGCGUUCCUCAGAUGAAAGUCCUGGUGCAGAGCCCAAUUCCAGGCUUUGGCAGGGGCCCACGAGAGGAGGAGCCCAUGAGCCUCUCUGGGGUGAAGGGGAGCGCGUGCACCGAGCAGGAGAUGAAUUAAAAUGCAGCACACCACGUGCACGGAGGACAGGAUCUACCACGCACUGGAAAGGUGUCUCCACGGGCUUAGCAGGGACGCUGUGUCCAGCAGAUGGGCUGCCGGGCUGUGCCUGAACUGCUGGAGCCUGCAGGAGCUGGUGAGCCGGGACGCCGGUAACUACCUCAUCCUGGUGGAGAAGAUCCUGAGCAAGACCAAAGAGGUGCAGGAGAGGUGUGACUACGACCUGGUGACGCCCCUGGCCCUGCUUUUCUACUCCGCCGUGCUCUAUGCUCCUCACCUCCCACCCGGCUCUGAGCUGCUCCUGAAAGCUGCCAGGGUCUACCACAGCUUCCUGACCUGGCCCGUGCCCUACUGUGACACCUUCCGGGAGCUGCUCACCUUCAUCAGCAACGAGCUGAAGGCACCAGGGAUCACUUUCCAGAGGCUGGUGAGGACGGAGCAGGGGCUGCCUGUGAAGAACUACCAGAGCUCCACAGUGACGGUGCUGCUGCUGAACCGCUCGGAGGUGCAGAGCGAGUUCCUGUCCAUCGCCGAGAAGCUGAGCUCCAGCGAGCCCCCCCAGCACUCCACGCUGGUGCUGCUCCUCGAGCACCUCUACCAGGCCAACUUCGGCACCCGCUGCGACCUGGACAGGCUGCACCCCCUCCUCAAGUCCAAGCCCCUGGAGGAGCUCCUGGAGCUCUACGCCAGCGCUGCCGAUGCGCAGGAGGCGGCGGCCGCCAGCAGUGACCCCGCGCUGGCCCGGGAGCGGCUCCAGGCUGUGCUGCGCGACAUCGCCGGGGCCGCCUCCUUUCCUGCCAUCACAGGCGAGGCCCAGCCCCGCAAGCUCCACCCCAUCCCCAUCCCCCCCGCUCGCUGCUACACCUACAGCUGGGACCAGGACAACUUCGACAUCCUCAACGAUGUCCUCAGCAAGGAGUGCAGCACUGCUGAGCCCCUGGCCUCGGAGAAUGAGGAGGAGGAUGAGGAUGAGGAGGAGGAUGUGGAGGAUGUGGAGACCGACGGCGGCUCCCCCGAGCAGGACUCGCUGCUGGCCCCGCUCUGUGCCAUCUCCAGUGACUCUGUGUACUCGGUGCUGUCCGAGGAGGGCUCCAGGCCCUCGCGGGUGUCCCUCUUCACUUCAUCCAAGGACUCCAUCUCGGAGCUGACCGUGGUCUCCAGGAAGUCCCUGAAGUCGUUCGUGUCCAGCCUGAAGGACUGCAUGGACAGCGGCUACGCCGAGGACAGCGAUGAGAGCUCCCUGGACACGGCGGGCAGGACGGAGCCGAAGGCGGACAAGGCCCCCAGGUGCCGGCAGUCGCUGACCAACAGGCUCUACAAACUGUUCAAGAGCAAGAGCCAGCUGGUGCUGCGGCGGGAGCUGCGGCACUGCCCGGGGCCGUGCUCGCUGUCGCUGCCGCUGCCGCUGCGGCGCGCCGAGAGCCUGUGCGCGUCCCCGGCGCAGCCGCGCGUCCCCGCGCGCUCCCGCCGCGCGCUCUCGCUGCCGCAGCACGGCCCGGGCCAGAGCGGGCCCGCCCCGCUCGCCCCCCGGCCCCUCGGGCUGCCCCGCCGCCCCUUCCUCAGCUACGACGAGGAGGCCAAGGUGGCCACGCUCCGCGUCGUGGUGUUCGGCUCCGACCGCAUCUCGGGCAAGGUGGCCCGCGCCUACAGCGACCUCAGGCUCAAGGAGAGCUCCUGCCCCUCCCUGACACGGUACUUCAGGCUGCAGUUUUUCUACGUCCCCGUGAAGAGGAGCUGCGUGGCUCCAUCGACCCCACAGAUGCAUCAUCACCCCUCGCCGUCCCUGGGGGACCCCUCGCCCCGGGCACAGGACCCUUCCCUGGCUGGGAUGGAGAGCAGCACCAACGACAUCUCCCACUACAUCGGCCUGCUGGACCCCUGGUACGAGCGCAACGUCUUGGGGCUGAUGAACCUGCCCAUGGACGUCCUGUGCCAGUGUGCCAAGCCCGAGGCUGAGCCCCAGGAGGACUCCCAGGAGCAGCUGCCCAUCCUGGCAGACAUGAUCCUGUACUACUGCCGCUUCGCCACGCGCCCCGUGCUGCUGCAGCUCUACCAGACCGAGCUCACCUUCAUUGGGGGAGAGAAGAGGACCGAGGUCUUCAUCCACUCCCUGGAGCUGGGGCACUCAGCAGCCACCAGGGCCAUCAAGGCCUCAGGUCCAGGCAGCAAAAGGCUGGGAAUAGAUGGAGACAGGGAAGCAAUCCCACUGACACUACAGAUUGCGUACAGCAAGACGGCUGCCAGCGGCAGGAGCCACUGGAAUGACGUGGAGAAGGUCUGCACGUCCGUCAACCUCAGCAAGGCCUGCAGGAAGCACGAGGAGCUCGCCUCGAAGACAGAAUGUCUCAACCUAACCAUGACCGAGGUGGUCAAGAGGCAGAACUCCAAAUCCAAGAAAAGUUUCAAUCAGCAGAUCAGCGUGUCCCAGAUCAAAGUGGACAAGGCGCAGAUCAUCGGGGUCCAGUCGUCCUUCGCCGUGUGCCUGGACCAGGAUGAGCAGAAGAUCCUGCAGAGCGUAACCAGGUGUGAGAUCUCCGUGUGCUACAAGCCCAGGGACAGCGACCCCCUGGCCCUGCGAGGGUCCCCUGGGCCUGCCCAGGACUCCGAGUUCCACUCCCUGCUGUGUUUGCCCAUUGCCACCUUCAGUGGGGCCCUGCCGUAGGGGAGCCGUGUCCUUUCAGACCAGACUCCAUCCCACACCAAUCCAGGCUCAGGAGAAGGAAAAGGAUGCCCAGCCCUGCUUGUCCAAGACCUCCUGCAGCUGGGGAGUCACUGCGGUGUCCGUGUGGUGGCUGAGCUGCUCCUGCUCCAGGCUCAGUGGGAAAUGGGAUCGUUGUGCUCUGGUGUCUCUCGGGGUUCCUCAGCAAGGGGGGAAGGUGGUUCCUGGAUAUCCCCCUGUGGAUCAGCAGAUGCCAGUGCCUGUGUGGGGAGGGCAGGGCAAGGACAGGGGUAUUCGCUGCCAGAAAACGGCGCAGGUGGGACCAGGGGGGAAGGGUGAGCUCCUGGGGGGAUAUUUGGGAAAAGGAAUGUCCUUGGCUCAGUGGGGUCAGGCAUCUGUCAGCACAUGGGAGUUGCAGGUCACCCAACCCAUGUCCUGAUGGUAUUUCACCGUGUCCUGGUGGUAUUUCACCUGUACCGGUCAAGGGUGCUCAGGACAGUUUUUUUGGGAUGGGAACAGGUCUCUCAAGGCUUCCCUUCCAUCCUGGAGGUUGGGUGUCCUGCAGGGAAGCAGAGCAGAGCAGGGACCCUGCAGCGUGGAGUGCAAUAGGCCAUCCCAGGGCAAGGACAGCUGGUGAUGGAUUCGUGUAUUUCCUGUACAUCCGGAAGAGGAAUUCCUCAUCCCUGCAGGAUUCCAGCACCGAGCUGUCCUCCCUGUCCAGCCCCUGGGCUUGCGUCCUGCUCCCAGCACUGUGAGCCAGCCCAGGGCUGAACCCUCAGUAGCUGCUGGAAAUCCAUCAGGAGCCGUGCUGGACUCCCAGCAGGGAGGGAAGCACUGGGGAAAGCACUAGGGUUGCCUCCAGCCCACCUGCAGGGACACAUCUGCUGGGGAAGGACCCAGCGCCAAACCCACCGAGUGACACCUGCAGGUGACAACAGGAUUUGAGAUCCUCCUCCUCACAAACAUUCCAACCUCUUCCCUCUCCCUGCAAGGCUGUAGGUACAGAAAGGUGCAAUAUUUGAGGAUAUUUAGGGGUAGUCUGACCCCAUGAGCAAAGAAAUAAGACUGGAAAAGCCUCAGGCUGUUUCUGGGUUUUUUGGGGAUGGUACCAGUGCUGACAGCACAAGAGCUAAUUGCCUGCUGCAGGCUCAAAGCAGCUUGAUCCCAAGGUUCUGUGUUCCCUGGAUGUGUCCGGAGGCUGCAGGGCUCAGCCACAGUGGGGUCAGUCCAGGGAGUCCCUUGAUCUUCCAGAAAACAGCAAACAGGACCUGGCGAGCUCUUAGCACUGUCCCCAGUGGGGCUGGAAUUUGGCAGGUGGUUAUUUUUGUUCAGGCCUUUGAAAUAGCACCUUAUCCUGUCAAACGUUGCUCUUUGGGAUUUGAUAUCCUUGGCUAAAUUCCUGCCAGGACAUCAAUCCCUCUGGGUUCAGUUGGCCCUACAGAAAUCCUGGACAAGAGAAUUUCCGUCCCAUAGAGAAAACCAAGCACAAACUGCAGGGACUCAUAAUCCUGGCGAAGGUUUUGACCUCUGAUGCUUUCUGGAAAUAAUUCCAGGGUUCUUUGGGGUCAGUUGUGUACAUUUGUGUAGCCUCAGCAAAUCUGUGUAAAGCCCGUGCUGAUCUGUAAAAUACUGUGCAGAGAACUUUUAAAGUAAUUGUAAAAUAUUAAAAGUUGAUUUAUUUCCAGUA
Corvus hawaiiensis (hawaiian crow) is the source of this 5911-nucleotide messenger RNA. RefSeq names its product phosphoinositide-3-kinase regulatory subunit 5 (gene PIK3R5). The record is from RefSeq and is a predicted model, not a curated record. NCBI's taxonomy places the organism in Eukaryota, Metazoa, Chordata, Aves, Passeriformes, Corvidae. Bases 1567 to 4227 code for a protein of 886 amino acids. The transcript has 19 exons. Gene Ontology annotation, biological process: G protein-coupled receptor signaling pathway; positive regulation of MAP kinase activity. Gene Ontology annotation, molecular function: 1-phosphatidylinositol-3-kinase regulator activity. Gene Ontology annotation, cellular component: phosphatidylinositol 3-kinase complex, class IB.